CCUUCAAGAUUCUCAGUGGCGGCGUCUCGGCGCUGAUGGCAGAGUCGACGGCGAGCAUCGGCGGGUACAUGGCGUCGGGGUACCGGAGGGUGGCCGGCGUGCAGCUCUCCAUCAACCACCUCAAGCCCGCCCGCCUCGGCGACCGCAUCGAGGCCAAGGCGAACCCCAUCCGGUACCUCAACCCCGACGCGUCCUUGGACAAGGACCAGCUGCUGGACGCGGUGCACUGGAUCCGGCAGGCGGUGGGGCUCGCCUGCGGCCUGCUCUGGAGCGCCGCCCCCCUCGUCGGCGCCUUCUGGAUCGCCCUGUCAGUCCCUCCCUCCCUCCAUCCUCAAAGCCCCAACCUUCUUCUUUCCCUUCAGACAUAGGCAUAGAUUCAGGUUCAUUGUUAACUGAAUUCAUAAGCUCAUCUCACACUGAAUUUGGGACCUCUUUCCCAUCAUGUAGUAUAGUAGUAGCAAGUCAGUCACACAUGAAUUAGUAGAUGAGUCUAGAAAUUCUGUUAACUGCAUUAUUUCAGAAACCCGCUUUGUUUUGCC
Molecule: messenger RNA, 539 nt
Organism: Aegilops tauschii subsp. strangulata
Lineage: Eukaryota; Viridiplantae; Streptophyta; Magnoliopsida; Poales; Poaceae
Biological process (GO): phylloquinone biosynthetic process
Cellular component (GO): peroxisome
Molecular function (GO): 1,4-dihydroxy-2-naphthoyl-CoA thioesterase activity
Source: RefSeq, a predicted model, not a curated record